UUUCGAAUUUUGUUUGUUGUUGAUCAUCAAAACAUUAAUAACAAUUAUGGCCUGUCUGUACUAACUUCUAUAAUUUCUUGUUUAUUGCUUUUCAACGUUAACUUAUAUUAUCGUACAAUGGAAUUUCGUUCUCAAGAUUUUGCACAACUUGUUUUGGGUUAUUUAAAAGAAACUCGGUGCAAAAGAGCCUUCCUUGAUCUGCUGUAUCACUCGGAACAUUUACGAGAUCAUGCAAACAAUUAUCGUAACCGUAGGUUUGUUGUCACACGUGUUGCUGGUAUGAGUUUAGUCGAAUAUUUAAACGAAUAUGCUGCCAUUUACACCAUAGUUCAAGAACGUUUGGAGGCGACUGAUUUUUAUAAAGAAAAUUGUUCACGCUCUUCCUUAAUGAAACAAGUUUUAUAUUUAUUUGACAAAUUUGAUAUUCAUUCGAGGACUAGCACACCAAUACAAGAAAUUGCAACUGUAAAUUCGCAUAACGCGAGCACCAACACCGAACCGUGUGAUGUGCAAAAUAUAUCUGACAUUGGCCACAGGUCAUUCGAUCACCUAUCCAUAAGUACAACGCCCAAGAAUACCUUUGAAGAUGAUCCCAUACAAAAGUCGCACGAUAAAUCAAGAGAAACCACCUCGACAUGUGAUAAAUCUACUACCACUGACAACGAGGCAGAGGUCAAAGAGAAAUCGCACGAACAAUGCGAAGAGAUAUUUACAAACACCUUUUUAGAAAAUAUAGAACUGAUCGAGAAAUUGGCCGACAAUAUUAAUAAGGAAGUUUCAUCAAAAUCAAGUGCAGAAUUGGACAGUUUAGCAAUUCAAAGCAUUGUACAAAGGACAGAAUCGGAUCCUAUCUUAGUUCAACUAAUAUCGGAAAUAAUAGGUACUGAUGAGGAUACAGAAAAUGCAACGGAUAAAGAAGCCAGUUCCAAUCAAUGUGAGCAACCACUAACAUGUGAAAAUACUCUAAAGUAA
Molecule: messenger RNA, 972 nt
Organism: Photinus pyralis (common eastern firefly)
Lineage: Eukaryota; Metazoa; Arthropoda; Insecta; Coleoptera; Lampyridae
Exons: 6
Coding region: 118-972 (284 amino acids)
Source: RefSeq, a predicted model, not a curated record